AUGUCGGAUUUCUGCUCUCCCAAAUACCAGAGCGGGGACCUGGUAUUUGCCAAGCUCAAGGGCUACGCGCACUGGCCGGCCAGGAUCGAGCACAUGGCUGAACACAACCGCUACGCCGUCUUUUUUUUUGGGACUCAUGAGACGGCGCUCCUGGGUCCCAAACACCUCUUCCCCUACGCCGAGUGCAAGGAGAAGUUCGGUAAGCCCAACAAGAGGCGGGGCUUCAGCGAGGGGCUGUGGGAGAUCGAGAACAACCCCACCAUCCAGGCCUGCGACGACCACGACCACGACGACGACGAUGAUGACGAUGACGACAACCAGGGUCCCCUGGAGAAGAGCGGCGCCGAGGGGCCUGUGCCGGCGCCUCCGCCCGAGGCCUUCGAGGCCAGCGAGGCCCAGAAGGGCGGCCGCCGCGACGAGAAAGGGGAGCUGCUGCCCGUGGAGGAGCCCGCCCCGAAGCUGGAGGAGAUGGGGCUGCUGAAGAGGAGCGCCGGGGACCUGCUGGAGGACGUGGUCCUCAAACGCCCCAAGGUGGCCGACCUGGAAGGCCGUCUGGAAGGCGAGGAGGAGGCGGUGGUGGUGGCUGCGGCGGAGGCAGCGGGGGCGGAGGCCGAGGCCGCCUGCGAGGCUGCGAGGCCCAUCCUGGUGGAGGCGUUGGAGCAGGGCCCUGUGUGGGGGCCACCGCAGGAAGAAGGGGAGCUGCAGGAGGAGGCCACCCAGGUGGAAGGGGAGGCCGAGGUCCCAGGGGAUGGAGACCACGAGAGCCUGUAG
Pipistrellus kuhlii (Kuhl's pipistrelle) is the source of this 771-nucleotide messenger RNA. It is a transcript of the gene HDGFL1, whose product is annotated as HDGF like 1. NCBI's taxonomy places the organism in Eukaryota, Metazoa, Chordata, Mammalia, Chiroptera, Vespertilionidae. Gene Ontology annotation, biological process: regulation of transcription by RNA polymerase II. Gene Ontology annotation, cellular component: nucleus. The transcript has a single exon. Bases 1 to 771 code for a protein of 256 amino acids. The record is from RefSeq and is a predicted model, not a curated record. Gene Ontology annotation, molecular function: transcription coregulator activity; double-stranded DNA binding.